Molecule: messenger RNA, 1408 nt
Organism: Closterium sp. NIES-67
Lineage: Eukaryota; Viridiplantae; Streptophyta; Zygnematophyceae; Desmidiales; Closteriaceae
Source: the annotation of a GenBank genome assembly
AGUCCCUCCUGCGGCCUGCCUCUCCCCAAGCCAACAACCAGCCAGCCUCGGUUAUUGUUUGCCUUGUGCUUCGCUGGCCUCAAUCCAGCCAGCCUCGAUCCACUCAACCUGACCAGAUUCUUACAGAGCAUUCACAGACCAGAAGGCAACGGCAUUCAGUGACAGAGUGGCUGGUUACCUGGUUCGAUCUGCUCUAGGCCAACUCUCUGUGCUGCCAUCCUCCAGACAUCACAGCCAUGUCUACCCAGAUCCUACUCGGAUCAUCCAGAGUCUCCACCAGCGCAUCGUCACUCUCGCAUAUUCGCUCCUCUGCGUUGUUCAGCAAGGCGUCUGAGGCCUCGCUCUCCACCUCCUUCCUUCCGUCGACUCACAAGGCGUCGUUCUCUGCUGCCAGCUCAGCUGCGAGACUGCGCGUUCAGCGACCGACGAGCUCACGCGUUGUGGUGACGGCCAUGGCUGACAACCAGGGGACGGUCCUUGUCACUGGCGCUGGAGGCAGAACAGGCCGGUUGGUGCUGGAGAAGCUUCAGAGCCGGCCAGAGUUUACCGCGAGAGGUAUGGUGCGGUCUGGGGCGAGCAAGGAGACGCUCGCAGGCUCGGUCCCUGGCGCCGACAUCGUCGUUGCCGACAUCAUCAAACCCACCGACAAGGCCUUUGCCUCGGCAUUCGACGGCGUCAAAGCGCUCAUCAUUGUCACCAGCGCCGUGCCGAAAAUGAAGCCCGGGUUCGACCCUUCUUCUGGUCAGCGGCCUGAGUUCUACUUCGAAGAGGGAGGCGAACCUGAAAAGGUUGAUUGGCUCGGCCAGAAGGCACAGAUUGAUGCAGCUAGGCGAGCAGGGGUGAAGCAGGUGGUGAUCGUGGGGUCUGCAGGUGGUACCAACGAGAAGCACCCCCUUAACUCUCUUGGCAACGGAAAUAUCCUGAUCUGGAAGCGCAAGGCAGAGCAGUACCUUGUUGACUCCGGCAUUCCGUACACCAUCAUCAGGGCGGGUGGCCUUCUGGAUAAGGAAGGUGGAAAGCGCGAGUUGCUGGUGGGCAAGGAUGAUGAGUAUCUAUCAAGCAACACCCGCACUGUGCCUCGUGCAGACGUUGCUGAAGUCUGUGUGCAGGCCCUUCUUUUCAACGAGGCAAAGAGCAAGGCGUUUGAUCUCGUGUCACGUGAAGAGGGAGACGGACCUGUCACCACCGAUUUCAAAGCUCUCUUCGCAAAAACUACAACUGGGAUGUGAUGGUCACUUUCUUCAGACACAGGUUGAGAUUUGAAAACAACAUCAACGCAUUAGGUUGUCCCUGUUUGGUCGUCAGAAAUGGCCUAAGAUAUGCAUUGUUACACGUGUUGAACUUAUUACCAUAUUUUUGACUGCUGAACUUGAUAAGGUUGGUUGCUGUUUUUCCAUUUAACGUGUUU